This is a messenger RNA of Drosophila ficusphila, 1233 nucleotides long. RefSeq names its product peroxiredoxin-2 (gene Prx4). The record is from RefSeq and is a predicted model, not a curated record. Gene Ontology annotation, biological process: cellular response to stress; cell redox homeostasis; hydrogen peroxide catabolic process. The transcript has 5 exons. NCBI's taxonomy places the organism in Eukaryota, Metazoa, Arthropoda, Insecta, Diptera, Drosophilidae. The coding region runs from base 282 to 1010 and encodes 242 amino acids. Gene Ontology annotation, cellular component: endoplasmic reticulum; cytosol. Gene Ontology annotation, molecular function: thioredoxin peroxidase activity.
GUUAAGCCACUAUAAAUAAAUGUAAAUGGAUAACCAGUGAAUCGCAGAAGCAUUGAAAUCCUAGUUAUGCCUUUGUCAAGUAUUUAUUUAAGCAGUUACACGCUGACAACUAUAAAAUAUAUUACCAGUGAAUGAAACUGAUAAGCUUAUCUUUACGGAAGCGCAGCAACAAUAAAUCGGUUCGUUCUACCAAAAUCAAUUGAAGUUCUGAAAAUUGAAAUACAAUUUUUGACUGCGUGGCUGCAAGUUGUGGGCGUGUUUCUUUUUUGAAUAUCCCAGUCAUGAACCAGUACUUAUCUAUCCUACUGCUAUCCGCAGUGAUUGUUGGAGCUGCUAAGCCAGACGAUAGUGAAUCGUGUUAUUCCUACGCUGGCGGAUCCGUUUAUCCCGAUCAGCCGAAGGGUGACCAUCAGCUGCAGUUCACCAAGGCAGUUAUUUCCAAGCCAGCCCCGCAGUUCGAGGGAACCGCUGUUGUUAAUAAGGAGAUUGUGAAGCUAUCGCUAUCCCAGUACCUGGGAAAAUAUGUGGUGCUUCUAUUUUACCCAUUGGACUUUACCUUCGUCUGUCCCACGGAGAUCAUAGCCUUCUCGGACCGCAUUGCCGAAUUCAAGAAGAUCAAGACGGAGGUAAUCGGCGUUAGUGUGGACUCACACUUCACCCACUUGGCCUGGAUAAACACUCCGCGAAAAGAGGGCGGCCUUGGCAGCGUGAAGAUCCCUCUGCUCUCCGAUCUGACACACAAGAUCAGCAAGGACUACGGGGUCUAUCUGGAGGACAGUGGUCACGCUCUGCGUGGGCUCUUCAUCAUCGACCAAGCUGGAGUGCUGCGUCAGAUCACCAUGAACGAUCUGCCAGUUGGACGGUCUGUGGACGAGACUAUUCGCCUGGUACAGGCCUUCCAGUAUACGGAUACCCACGGAGAGGUUUGCCCAGCGGGUUGGCGGCCAGGUGCCGAUACGAUCGUUCCAAACCCUGAGGAAAAAACCAAGUACUUUGCCAAGAAUAACUAAGGAUAGAUGCGCUCGAGAUUUUACUCUGAGCGGUUAAGCCCAGUUACAUUCCAAAUGUCCAAAACUGAACCACAUUUACAUCGAACAACGUGCCCAACGCUUGAGUCCUUUGUACAAAAGUCUGCAUUGCCACCGAUUGCAAAUGGUUGGCAUUUGUCUUGUAUAAAAUAUAGUUUGUUUAUUUUACAGCAUAACUGAGAGAUAAAUAAAUUGAUGAAGUACA